This is a messenger RNA of Rotaria sordida, 355 nucleotides long. The record is from the annotation of a GenBank genome assembly. Lineage: Eukaryota; Metazoa; Rotifera; Eurotatoria; Philodinida; Philodinidae.
AUGAUCGAAUAUAUAAUAACAACAACAACAACAGCACCAACACCGAUACAAUCAACAACAUCAUUCUAUCAACAUGGAUUAUCAAUAGCAAUAGGUAUAUUAGGUGUAACAACUAUCACCUCAAUAGUUCUAUACCUGAAGCUACGAGACAAAGUGAGCAAGACAUCAACAACCAAAAUAAUUACGAUGCCACCAAUAUGAACAACUUUUAAAUUAGUUUCAACAACAGCAACUCCUGACAAGAAAACGUCGAUCAUCGAGACUUGUAAAUAUAUAACCGAGCUAGGCUCGAAGAUAGUCAUGUAUAUAAAGUGUGAAUAAAUUGCAUGUAAAAAAAAAAAAAAAAAAAAAAAAA